CCCCCAAAAAAAAAAAAAAUGGACCUUCUUGCUCGCUUCACUAUAGUUGCCUGUUUCCUUCUUCCUAUCCUCCGGCCAUCCCUUGCUCUUGAUUCCCUUCCCGAGUUGCAGUUCAUCAGGGACAAUGGAACCACCUUGGUUUCAAAAGAUGGAACCUUUGAACUUGGUUUCUUCACUCCUGGUACGUCUAACAGACAUUACCUGGGUAUUUGGUACAAGAACAUCCCGGUUCAAACCGUUGUCUGGGUUGCAAACCGCCUCAACCCAAUCAACGAUUCAUUUGCUACCUUAACCAUGACCACUUCAGGUAAUCUUGUCCUUUCCCAUAACAACACUGUUCUUUGGUCUACAAAUUCCACAACGCAAGCAGAGAGUCCAACCGCCCGCCUCUUGGAUUCUGGAAAUCUGGUGGUGAUAGAUGAGGCCGGAGCAGACCCAGAAGCAUAUUUAUGGCAGAGCUUUGAUUAUCCAUCUGAUACGUUAUUGCCAGGUAUGAAAUACGGAUGGGACUUAAAAACAGGCAAGCAAUGGUAUUUAACAGCUUGGAAGAGCCCAGAUGAUCCGUCUCCUGGAGAAUUUACUAGUGCUGUGGUGCUCCACAACUAUCCGGAUUCAUAUAUAAUGAAGGGAACCAAAAAAUUUUACCGAUUUGGACCUUGGAAUGGCGUUCGCGGGAGUGGUGGUCCUGAAAUAAAGCCCAACCCUGUUUUCGAAUACACCUUCGUUGACAAUAAGGAUGGGUACUACUACAUGGACCUUAUCAAUAAUAAUUCUGUCUUGACAAGAUUGGUGUUAAACGAAACAGACUCUGCUCGGUAUCGUUAUGUAUGGCUGGAAAAUAUCAAAACAUGGCAAGUUUAUUCGACGAAGCCAAUAGAUUACUGCGAUACUUAUGGCCUCUGUGGACCAAAUGGGAAUUGUAUCAUUACUGAAUCGCCUGUAUGCCGAUGCUUAAAUGGUUUCACGCCUAAGUCCCCACAACAUUGGAAUUCGGUGGACUGGACUGAUGGAUGUGUGCGAGAUAAACCUCUUAACUGCUCCGACAAAGACAAACAUGGUUUCAUUAAAUUGAUGGGCAUGAAGGUGCCGGACACUACGCUGUCUUGGCUUGAUCGCACAAUGAAUCUAGAGCAAUGCAGACGCAAGUGCUUGGAGAAUUGUUCUUGCACGGCCUAUACCAAUUCAGAAAUCAGAGGGGGAGGUAGUGGUUGUGCCUUAUGGUUUGGUGAUUUACUUGAUGUCAGAUAUUAUGCGUCUGGGGGGCAAGAUCUAUAUGUUCGAAUGGAUGCUUCAGAAUUAGAAUCUGAAAAUAAAAAGAAGGUGAUAAUGAUCGUUACCAUUACCAUUGGUGUAAUUUUUGGCGUACUUUUUGUUGGGGGCUGUAUCUUCUGCAGAGUUCGCAGAAAGAGAAAAGCUAACAUGGAAGAUGUAAAAGAUGAUGUUCGAGGCGAUGAGAAUCCACAGGAUGAUCAAGAUCUCCCCUUGUUCGAUCUUGCAGCAAUAGCAAAUGCCACUAAUAACUUCUCCAAGAAGAACAAACUUGGAGAGGGUGGCUUUGGACCUGUAUAUUGGGGGAAAUUAUUGAAUGGACAAGAAAUUGCAGUAAAGAGGCUUUCAAUAAAAUCAAGACAAGGAUUGGCGGAGUUUAAAAAUGAAGUAAAAUUUAUUGCAAAACUCCAACAUCGGAAUUUGGUGAAACUUCUCGGCUGCUGCAUCCACGAGCAAGAAAAAAUGUUGGUGUAUGAAUACUUGCCCAAUAGAAGUUUGAACUCCUUCAUUUUUGAUGAAGCCAAAAGAGAGUUGUUAGAUUGGUCUAGACGUUUCCACGUUAUUAUAGGAAUUAGUAGAGGUCUUAUGUAUCUUCAUCAAGAUUCAAGAUUGAGAAUCAUUCAUAGAGAUUUAAAAGCAAGUAACGUUUUACUUGAUGACAAGUUCAUUCCAAAAAUAUCAGAUUUUGGGUUAGCUAAAACUUUUGAAGAAGAACAGACAGAAGGCAAUACAAACAGAGUAGUGGGAACUUAUGGAUACAUGGCACCAGAGUAUGCUGCAGAUGGAUUAUAUUCAAUGAAAUCCGACGUCUUCAGUUAUGGCAUAUUAGUGUUAGAAAUUAUAUGUGGAAAGAAAAAUAGAGGGUUUUAUCUAGAAGACUCCAAGCACAACCUUAUUGGUCAUGCGUGGAUACUGUGGAAUGAAGGAAGGGUUCUAGAAUUAAUUGAUAAGAACAUAGAGGAGACCUGCAAUGUAUCAGAAGUAUUAAGGUGCAUUCAUGUGAGCCUUUUGUGCGUGCAACAAAAUCCAGAAGAUAGACCCACCAUAGCAUCUGCAAUUGUGAUGUUGGAAAGUGAAAUCGAACUUCCUAAGCCUAAACAGCCAGGUUUCUUUCAUGGAAUGGAUUCAGUUCAACCUCACACUUCCAACUCAAGUCAGAAGGAACGAAGCUCAACCAAUGAAAUGACAGUGACCUUACUUCAAGCCAGACUCCUCGGCUUCAUUCCACUUUUCAUGGGCCUUCUUCCUUCCUUGAGUAUCUUCAUCCUUUUCAUUCUUCCCUAUUUCAAGCCUUCCACAGCAGAGGAUUCCCUUCGUGGGUCCGAGUCCCUCAGGGACAAUGGAACCACCUUGGUUUCGAAAGAUGGAACCUUUGAACUUGGUUUCUUCACUCCUGGUACUUCCAACAAACGUUACCUUGGCAUUUGGUACAAGAACAUCCCGGUUCAAACCGUUGUCUGGGUUGCAAACCGCCUCAACCCAAUCAAUGAUUCAUCUGUUGCCUUGACUAUGACCACUUCCGGCAACCUUGUUCUGUCCCAAAACAACACUGUUCUUUGGUCAACAAACUCCACUGCAAAAGCACAGAGUCCAACCGCACGGCUCUUGGAUUCUGGAAAUCUUGUGGUGAUGGAUAAGAGCGGAGAAGACCCAGAUGCUUAUUCAUGGCAAAGCUUUGACUAUCCUUCUGAUACGUUAUUGCCAGGCAUGAAAUAUGGAUGGGACUUGAAAACUGGUAGGCAAUGGUAUUUAACGGCUUGGAAGAGGCCAGAUGAUCCAUCUCCCGGUGAUUUAACUAGCGUUGAAGUGCUCCAUGGCUAUCCCGAUUCGUAUUUGAUGAAGGGGAACAAAAGAUUCUAUCGAUUUGGACCAUGGAAUGGCUUUCAUGGGAGUGGUGGUCCUGAAAUAAAGCCCAACCCUGUUUUCGACUUCAUCUUUGUCGACAAUAAGGAUGGCAUCUAUUACAUGGACCUUUUGAAUAACAAUUCUAUAUUGACAAGAUUGGUGUUGAACCAAACACAAUCUGCUCGGUAUCGUUAUGUAUGGCUGGAAACUGCAAAAACAUGGCAGGUUUAUUCCACCAAGCCUGUAGAUUACUGUGAUACCUAUGGCCUCUGUGGACCAAAUGGGAAUUGUAUUAUUACUGAAUCGCCGGUGUGCGAAUGCUUGGGAGGCUUCACCCCUAAGUCGCCACAAAACUGGAAUUCGGUGGACUGGGCAGACGGGUGUGUUCGAAAGAAACCUCUGAAUUGCUCAGAAAGAGACAAAGAUGGGUUCAUUAAAUUCAAAGGCUUGAAGGUGCCAGACACUACGUUUUCUUGGCUUGACAGGACAAUGAAUCUAGAGCAAUGCAAAAGGAAGUGCUUGGAGAAUUGUUCUUGCACGGCCUAUACUAAUUCAGAUAUCAGAGGGGGAGGUAGUGGUUGUGCCUUAUGGUUUGGUGAUCUAAUUGAUGUCAGAUAUUAUGCGUCUGGGGGGCAAGAUUUAUAUGUUCGAAUGGAUGCUUCAGAAUUAAAAUCUGGGAAUAAAAAGAAGUUGAUAAUGAUCGUUACUAUCACCUUUGGUGCAACUUUUGGUCUGCUUUUAGUUGGGGGCUAUAUCAUCUACAGAGUCCGCAGAAACAGAACUGCUAAAUCAAAAGAUGUGAGAGAUGAUAUUCCAUACGGUGAGAGUCCAGAGGAUGAUCUAGAUCUCCCCUUGUUUGAUCCGGCAACAGUAACAAGCGCCACUGAUAACUUCUCCGCCAAGAAUAAGAUCGGAGAAGGUGGAUUUGGACCUGUUUAUUGGGGAAAAUUAUUGAAUGGACAAGAAAUUGCUGUGAAGAGGCUUUCAAUAAAAUCAAGGCAAGGGUUGGUGGAGUUUAAAAAUGAAGUAAAAUUUAUUGCAAAACUCCAACAUCGAAAUCUGGUGAAACUUCUCGGCUGUUGCAUCCAUGAGCAAGAAAAAAUGUUGGUGUAUGAAUACAUGCCAAAUAAAAGUUUGAACUUCUUCAUUUUUGAUGAAAGCAAAGGAGAGUUAUUAGAUUGGUCUAAGCGGUUCAAUAUUAUUUUGGGAAUUGGUAGAGGUCUCAUGUAUCUUCAUCAAGAUUCAAGACUAAGAAUUAUUCAUAGAGAUCUAAAAACAAGUAACAUUUUACUUGAUGACAAGUUGAUCCCGAAAAUAUCAGAUUUUGGGUUGGCUAAAACUUUUGGAGAAGAACAAACAGAAGGAAAUACAAAUAGAGUAGUUGGAACAUAUGGAUACAUGGCACCCGAAUACGCUGCAGAUGGGCUAUAUUCAAUGAAAUCUGAUGUUUUUAGUUAUGGCGUAUUGGUAUUGGAGAUUAUAUGUGGAAAGAAAAAUAGGGGCUUUUAUCUAGAGGACUCCAAACACAACCUUACUGCUUAUGCAUGGAUACAGUGGAAAGAAGGAAGGUCGUUAGAAUUGAUUGAUAAGAACAUAGAGGAAACUUGCAAUGUGUCAGAAAUAUUAAGAUGCAUUCAUGUGAGCUUAUUGUGUGUGCAGCAACAUCCAGAAGAUAGGCCUACAAUAGCAUCUGCAGUUCUGAUGUUGGAAAGUGAAGCUGAACUUCCUGAGCCUAAACAGCCAGGUUUCUUUCAUGGGAAGGAUUCAAUUCAACCACACACUUCCAGUUCAAGUCAAAAGCAACGUAGCUCAACCAAUGAAGUCACAAUAAGCUUACUUGAAGCCAGAUGAGUUUGAUAAUGUUAAGCAGCAAAUUUAUGGGAGCUAUGUUUUAGAAGGUAGAAUUAAUGACCCUGGAGACGAAUGUAGAUAUUGGGUUUUGGGCUCACCGGAAAUUAGAAAACAGAGACGGCAGCAUAAGAAAUAGAUAAUACAAGUUUAGAGGUGUGCAGAGCUCGUUGCAAAUUAAACAAGGCGUUGCUUUUACAAUAUAAAUUCAGCUACUUUGUUAGAUAUCAUACAAUUAGUUUAAGUACUUUUUUGGAUUAGUUA
Molecule: messenger RNA, 5226 nt
Organism: Neltuma alba
Lineage: Eukaryota; Viridiplantae; Streptophyta; Magnoliopsida; Fabales; Fabaceae
Exons: 14
Coding region: 19-4965 (1648 amino acids)
Biological process (GO): protein phosphorylation; recognition of pollen
Molecular function (GO): protein serine/threonine kinase activity; ATP binding
Source: RefSeq, a predicted model, not a curated record